This is a messenger RNA of Monoraphidium neglectum, 489 nucleotides long. RefSeq lists its product as hypothetical. The record is from RefSeq and is a predicted model, not a curated record. Bases 1 to 489 code for a protein of 162 amino acids. Lineage: Eukaryota; Viridiplantae; Chlorophyta; Chlorophyceae; Sphaeropleales; Selenastraceae. The transcript has 3 exons.
AUGCGGGCGGAGGUGCCCCCGUCGCCGAGCGGCGGCGCGGGCGGCGACGGCCGCGCGUCGCCGCUGCCGGCGCUGCUGGCGCCGCGGUCGGCGCACCAGGACCGGCGGCUCAUCCGGCGGAUGGCGCUGAUGCAGGGCGCGAUCGAGGUCGACCGAGGUUCCGACGACGGGGAGGCGUCGCUGCUGGCGGGCCUGCCGGCCAGCGACCUGGCGGCCGCGGCGCUCGAGCGCGCGGAGCGCCAGGCGCCAUUCUGCCAGGUCGGCGGCGCCGCGGAGCGCGGGGCGGCGGGUCCGGCGGGGCCGCUGGGCGGCGCGGGCCACCGCCGCAUCACGCGCGACGGGCGCCCGCAGUACGACGACAACCCGGGAGGCAGCGGCGGCGGCGCCGGCGGCAGCUGGCGCGGUGCGGGCGCCGCAGGCCCGGCGUUUGACCUGCGCUCGGUGGCCGAGAGCGUGCGGCAGGUGGGCAGGCACUCCAUGGCAGGAUAG